UAUCAUUUCUUCUUGUAAACAAACCGAUAAUUUAAUGUAAAAUAUGAAUCCUUGCAGCAAUGAGUGCAGUGCUGAUCUGCUCUCACUGAGCAGGUAAACUCUUGUGACCUUUGACCCGAGCAGAGGGAGGAGGGGAGGAGUGGGACACGACGUGCAGGAGGUCGUGACGGAGUAAGGCUGGGGGGGUCUGCAGGUCCCAGGGGUGCUGCUUCCGGCCGGCGGAGACCUUACCCCUAAUGAAGCCGCCAUUACCGGCGUGGAAACGACGCCAGCCCCCCCAGGGGACACGCAGGGGGGUCCGUGGGUGUCCAUAAAAACACGCAGAGACGAACCGGGAGCUUCAGAUGAUUCCGGACUUUCUGCGGAUCCUCCACGAGACAGAAAUGCUGCGCGAGACCAGAGAUCCAGAUUCCUGCGUCCCGGUGAAGCAGACAGGAAGUCCGUAUGAGAUGAGCACCAGUGAUGGGUCGCGACCCCUGGGCGUCCAUCGGGUCUUCACCAACAGUCGGGAGCGCCGGCGCCAGCAGAACGUCAACGGGGCGUUCGCCGAGCUGCGGCGCCUCAUCCCCACUCACCCCCCCGACAGGAAGCUGAGCAAGAACGACAUCCUGCGCCACGCGCUGCGCUACAUCCACUUCCUGGACCGGCUGCUGGUGGACCAGGAGGACGGCGGCCUGCAGGGGGCGCCUUCGCCCCGCUGGGCCCAGAGCUCAGAGGACGGAGACUCUAACGGCGUGUUGGAGCAGCAGCGCUACCUGCACCGCUACCAGGUGCAGCUGAGCAGCCAAUCAGAACCCACCGACGGCCAGACCCUUCCCAGACUGGAAGCUGAACUGGAAACCAGUUCUGGUGUUUGGCUUUUAUAUUAAAGACUUCUGUCUCGGUGCGAAUAUUAAUGUCAAAAGCUGCGUUUCCAUUUGAAAUGUACGUAAAACUUUGUUGAUAUUCUGCUAACGUAGCAAAAAUAAAAUUUCAACAUUAGCAACAUUUCGCUAAUGUCGAAAUAACAAGAUUUUACAAUUCCAGUGGAAAUAAGGAACACAAUUAAAAUCACAUGUGGAUAAGUCAGUUCUCACAGGAAGCUGCGCCAUCAUCCACUUCCUGCCGUCUUUGUUGUUUCCUCCAGUAGUAACUUCCUGUUGUUGGUCACGUGACUCAUCUGAUGCAGAAAAAAGUGUUUCUGCCGUUGUUUUGUGAAAUGAAACAAUUUUGAUACGGACAAAAAAAGAAAACUAAAAAAUGUGAGUUUUUUUCUAGAUGUAUUUGAUUUAAGCGAAUUUAUUUAGGAAACAUGAAAUUGCGUAACAGCGUUGUCAAUGGAAACGCAGCGAGGUUUGCAGAUUGUUCCUGAAUAUUACAGUUACGCUAAAAAUGAUGAAGAUGAUGAACAUCAUCAUCAGCACCAUCAACGUUUUGUUUCAGAGAAACAUUCCUUAAGAAGUGACUCCAUGUGAUAUUCACAUCCACACUGCAAAAACACAAAGUAUAACCAAGUAUUUUUAAUCUAGUUUCUGGUCCAAAUAUUUCAGUCACUUAAACUAAGACAGAAAACUGAUUUAGAAGUAACUUAAAGAAGAUAUAAAAGCUUUUUUAAGUAAAUAAUUCCUUAUAUUGAUUUUAAAAAGUUAGUCAAUUUCUAUAAGCAGAUUAUUUCAUUUAUAACAUUGGAAAUUUUUAAAGUGAAAUUAUGUCAAUGUAACUUGAACUGUUUUGUCAACAAUAAGGAUUUAUUUACUUAAAACCACCAAUAACAUCUGGCUGAAAAAUGACUUGUAAGUUCAUUUUCAGUUACUGAGAUAUUUUCAUCAGAAACCAGAACAGAAAUACUCUGUGGGAUUUUGUGUUUUUACAGUGUCUUUGUUGUUUCAGUAGAAAAUUUGUUUUCACGUUCAGGAUGUGAAGUUCUGCUCAGGUCCAGUUUCAUUUUAAAGGAACUUUUUCUGCUUUUAAACUUUUAAUUUCUGUAUAAAACAUGUUUUUUUUCUUUUUAUUGUUAGUUAGAAAAAUGUUGUUAAGAUUUGAUGCUUUUAAUCUUUUGAUAUGAACACAAAUUAAAUAAGAUUACUGAGAUUAAAUAAGUGAUGGUUUCCAAUGUAAAACAUCACAGUAACUGUUUAAUCUGCUUUUAAUGUAACAAAAAUAAAGAAUUUUGAUUUUAUUUUGCUUAUUUCAAAGGAACAAUGCCUAUGAUGAAUAGAAUAGAAUAGAAAUAUCCGUCACUGUUCAACAGGAGAAAUUUUUCUGGAGUUAAAGCAGCAAGUUAAAGUAAAAAGGAGCAAGAAUACUCACAGAAAAACAAUUUCUGAAAAAAAAUAACAAUCAAAAACUGUAAAGGCAUAUUUACAAAAUUAGAGAAAUAAUAUAGUUACCAAAAAUAUACUCAGAUUAAAAUAAUCCUGCAGCAGAAUGGGAUAAUAAAAAAAUUACAAGAUGUGUAUUCAUGUAUUGGUGCAUAAAAAGAAUAAUGUGCUAUUGAAAAGCUGAAUUUUAUAUAUAUAUAUUUUCAUUUUAAUUUAAGCGUCCAUGUUAUGCAGUGUGUCCACUUCUGAGAGGCAACAAAAAAUCCCCAAAAAACAA
Molecule: messenger RNA, 2577 nt
Organism: Xiphophorus couchianus (Monterrey platyfish)
Lineage: Eukaryota; Metazoa; Chordata; Actinopteri; Cyprinodontiformes; Poeciliidae
Product: T-cell acute lymphocytic leukemia protein 1 homolog
Exons: 3
Coding region: 345-869 (174 amino acids)
Biological process (GO): regulation of transcription by RNA polymerase II
Molecular function (GO): RNA polymerase II cis-regulatory region sequence-specific DNA binding; DNA-binding transcription factor activity, RNA polymerase II-specific; protein dimerization activity
Source: RefSeq, a predicted model, not a curated record